Messenger RNA from Eremothecium gossypii ATCC 10895, 234 nucleotides. RefSeq lists its product as uncharacterized. The record is from RefSeq and is marked provisional. Bases 1 to 234 code for a protein of 77 amino acids. The transcript has a single exon. NCBI's taxonomy places the organism in Eukaryota, Fungi, Ascomycota, Saccharomycetes, Saccharomycetales, Saccharomycetaceae.
AUGUCUAAGUCUGUUGCGCGCUGCCCGCAGUGCCACACGGAACUGCGUAAGUGCCUCAUACAGCAGAACUACAGCAUCGUGAUUUGCCCGAACGAGCAGUGCAUGUAUCCGUUCAAUGAGGCCGAGGUGAUCCAGCACCUGGUGCAGACAAGUGACAAGGAAAUCCUGGAGGCUGCAAAGGUGCGGCUGAAAAACGAUAAUAUCACAGGCAGCGGAGGCGCGCUCAUGGAAUAA